GAGAGAGAGAGAGAGAGAGCUGUGAAAUGAUAAUGGCGGUUCCGAUGAAAUUGGUUUCCCUCUGUUCUUUGCUGCUUCUGUUGCUCGUUGUUGUUGGUGUCAUGGCGUGGACAAGACCAAACGACGUCGCAGAACAGAGGACUGUGGAAAAAGUGCAGUUGCAGAGCUCCAACAACUCAGUUAUGUCGGCGAGGUUGGAGGAGGUUGAAACAGCUUUGAAUGAACAUGCAGUGGAUGAUCCUGAAGAGGUUGCUUCCAUGGUUGAGAUGAGCAUCCAAAACAGCACUGAGAGGAGGAAAUUGGGAUUUUUCUCAUGUGGAACGGGCAAUCCCAUUGACGACUGCUGGCGUUGUGAUCCCAACUGGCAUAAAAACCGCAAGCGACUUGCUGACUGUGGCAUCGGUUUUGGGCGCAAUGCUAUUGGUGGCCGUGAUGGUCGUUUCUAUGUUGUCACUGACCCCAGUGAUCAUGACCCUGUUAACCCCCGGCCUGGUACUCUUCGCCACGCUGUUAUCCAGGACAGGCCACUCUGGAUUGUGUUCAAACGUGACAUGGUUAUACAAUUGAAGCAGGAGCUAAUCAUGAACAGCUUCAAGACCAUCGAUGGUCGUGGGGCCAAUGUCCACAUUGCUAAUGGAGCCUGCAUCACUAUACAAUUUGUUACCAAUAUCAUUAUUCAUGGUCUGCAUAUCCAUGACUGUAAACCCACUGGGAAUGCCAUGGUGAGAAGCUCACCCACCCAUUUUGGUUGGAGGACAAUGGCUGACGGUGAUGGUGUAUCUAUUUUUGGUUCGAGCCAUAUAUGGGUUGAUCACAAUUCACUCUCUAACUGUGCUGAUGGCCUUGUUGAUGCUGUUAUGGGCUCAACUUCUAUUACCAUUUCCAACAAUUACUUCACCCACCACAAUGAGGUUAUGCUAUUGGGGCAUAGCGAUUCUUAUGUAAGAGACAAGCAAAUGCAAGUUACUAUUGCCUACAACCAUUUCGGUGAGGGUCUCAUCCAGAGAAUGCCUAGGUGCAGACAUGGGUAUUUCCAUGUGGUCAACAAUGACUAUACUCACUGGGAAAUGUAUGCCAUUGGAGGAAGUGCAGAGCCCACCAUCAACAGCCAAGGCAACAGAUAUCUUGCCCCAUCAAAUCGUUUUGCAAAGGAGGUUACAAAGAGGGUGGACACAGCUGAAGGUCAGUGGAAGGGUUGGAAUUGGAGGUCAGAGGGUGACCUGAUGCUUAAUGGUGCCUAUUUCACUCCAUCUGGAGCUGGAGCCUCAGGCAGCUAUGCUAGAGCUUCAAGUUUAGGUGCCAAGUCAGCUUCGAUGAUCGGAUCCAUUACUUCAGGAGCUGGUGUUCUUGGCUGCCGCAGGGGUCACCAGUGCUAGCAACCUCGGUCAAUUACACACAAAAAAAGUCCUUUUUUCCCCCUUUUUAUUGUUUUUUUGUUUUUUCUGGUUAGGCUUCCAUUUUUACUUCUAUAUAGCACCACCCCAUAUCCACAUUCCCUCCAUUGUUUGUCUGUCAUCUAUCUGCUGUCUUUACUUCGACAAGUGUACAUUUUUUACACUGUCAAUCAUUCAUCCCAUCGACUCCACCGUGCCAUUGUCGCCAUUGUUGUGCAACCUCGGCCUGCUUCAAUCCCGAAUACAAAUUGCCAUUCUAGGAGCAGGCGCAGAAGCGUUGUUCAAAUCUUUUUACCUUCUUAUUUUGUCACUGUCAACCUCAUCCAUCAUCUUUCUAACCACCAUUUGCCUCUCAUCACCUACUCAUAUGCUGCCAAUUUGGUGCUACAUAUAGUGCUGCUUUUGGGUUUUAUAGGAACUGAAUGAUUUUGUAAUUUCCCUUCUUUUUUUUUUUCUCCUUCUAGCUUUCUUGAGUCAUACAAGCUAUAUAGUGUGAAUUUUAAGCUUUGGGUUAUGAAAAAAACUUCUUUAAUUAGACUAUGCAUAGCUGCAAGUUUGUUUUACCUUUUCCCACUUUCUUGCUUUGUCUUUUUCAAUGGAAGCAAUCUUGUCCUUAUGGUUGUGCAGUGUGGUUG
Ilex paraguariensis (yerba mate) is the source of this 2029-nucleotide messenger RNA. The record is from the annotation of a GenBank genome assembly. NCBI's taxonomy places the organism in Eukaryota, Viridiplantae, Streptophyta, Magnoliopsida, Aquifoliales, Aquifoliaceae.